Daktulosphaira vitifoliae (grape phylloxera) is the source of this 1198-nucleotide messenger RNA. RefSeq lists its product as uncharacterized. The transcript is spliced from 3 exons. The record is from RefSeq and is a predicted model, not a curated record. Lineage: Eukaryota; Metazoa; Arthropoda; Insecta; Hemiptera; Phylloxeridae. Bases 16 to 1128 code for a protein of 370 amino acids.
UCAAUUGACUAAAAAAUGUUCAUAAAAAUAUACUAUUUUACUUUUUUCAUAUUUUGGAUAAAUCAAAUCGAUACAACUAGCUAUAGACUCGCGGAUAAAAACGAUUAUACUGAAUAUUUAUCUGAAGUAAUCAAUUAUGUUCGAUUUCAAGACGAAAAAUCUUCAAUGCAACACUUAACAGACGGUUUAAUGGGAAAUUCAGAUUCCAUUUCAGACUUUAUUGGAGACUUAGAUUAUGUCCAAGUAUGUAAUAAUCUCAAAGUAUUUUAUGAUGAAGCAUUCAAGCUCGAGUACAUCAAUUUGGGUUUUCAUAACUUACUACAUCCGACAACACCAGAACUCGUAUCACCACUAUAUGAUGACUCAUCUGAAUAUCUCGCAGUCAAUGUUAUAAAUACACUAUUUAACGUGGAUAAUGGGCAAUCGUUCAUUAAUACGAAAAUUUGUGUGAACUAUCAAAUUAAAGAUUUAAAUAAAAUACUGCAUGAUAAAGACAAUCCAACCAAUUUCUUUCAAAGAAAGCAAGAAGUUGCACACAUAUUUAAGUGUAGGUAUAGUGAAUUAUUAAGACACGUUACUAUCUUUUUAACUGCAAUGCAACAUUUAUGCCUGACAGAACAUAGUAAAAAACGUUAUGAUAACUUAAUUACUUAUGUAAAAUCCUUGAAAAGUACAUUACCAUCAGUUACAACUAUGAUCAAUCGUUUAUUAGCAAUUUUGGCCUUGUUAAAAAAGGCGUCCAUUGGGGAUUAUAUGGUAAAAUCGCAAUCAUGUUUUAAAAAUGUAGUGAAAAUUGCAUCAGAAUAUAAAAAUAUUUUAAAGAACCUAAAUAUUUCUUUAACUGCUGAAACUAAUGCAACAAAUGCAAAAGAAUUUUUGGAAGAGUUCCGUAAAGGUCAAAAUGGUGUGACCCGGUUAUUAGCAGAUAUUAGAGUCAAUCUUUUUCUUACAAAUUAUUGUAUUCUUGACAAACCAUUGUUAAGUAAAUUUCAAUUAUUAGAAUCAUAUCAAAAUAUUCGAACUUAUCGUGGUUCAAUAUUUUCUAGAAUAAAUUCAGAUUUAACAAAAAUUUGUGAAGAUUUUUUUAAAACUGACUAUGAUUUAUGUUUUAGUGAAUUUGUAAACUAAUAUAUUAUUUUUUAUAAGUAAAAUAAAUACUAUUUUACAUUUUUAAAAUUUCCUUGGUGUUAUGAUUCAA